Rubroshorea leprosula is the source of this 1175-nucleotide messenger RNA. The record is from the annotation of a GenBank genome assembly. Lineage: Eukaryota; Viridiplantae; Streptophyta; Magnoliopsida; Malvales; Dipterocarpaceae.
CUCAGAAAAACCCUUUUCUCAGUACCUAAUUCUACUUCCUCUGGAAUUAUGAUUUUCACAUGAUCUACAGAAGGUGAUUAAGAUGACCCAACCAUCGGUGAUACUAGCUACGGCUAGCUAUGAUCACACUAUUCGGUUUUGGGAGGCGAAAAGUGGCCGUUGCCACCGCACCAUCCAAUACCCUGAUUCGCAAGUUAAUAGGCUUGAGAUAACCCCAGAUAAACGGUACCUGGCUGCAGCGGGUAAUCCUCAGAUUCGUUUGUUUGAUGUUAACUCCAACAACCCUCAACCUGUAAUGAGUUAUGAUUCACACACUAAUAAUGUUAUGGCCGUGGGAUUUCAAUGUGACGGAAACUGGAUGUAUUCUGGUUCUGAGGAUGGCACUGUAAAGAUUUGGGAUUUGAGGGCUCCAGGUUGUCAAAGGGAAUAUGAAAGUCGAGGUGCUGUUAACACUGUUGUCUUGCACCCAAAUCAGACUGAACUGAUAUCUGGAGACCAAAAUGGAAACAUCCGUGUUUGGGAUUUGACAGCAAAUUCUUGCAGCUGUGAAUUGGUGCCCGAGGUAGACACAGCAGUGAGGUCUCUGACAGUCAUGUGGGAUGGGAGCUUGGUAGUUGCUGCAAAUAAUCAUGGGACAUGUUACGUUUGGCGCUUGUUGAGAGGGAACCAGACUAUGACCAACUUCGAGCCACUUCACAAGCUACAAGCACAUAACACAUACAUCCUCAAAUGUCUACUUUCACCUGAGUUUUGUGAACCCCACAGAUAUCUGGCUACUGCAUCUGCUGACUCCACAGUCAAGAUAUGGAAUGUUGAUGGAUUCACAUUGGAGAAAACUUUAAUAGGACAUCAUCGUUGGGUAUGGGACUGUGUUUUCUCUGUGGAUGGUGCCUAUCUCAUUACAGCUUCUUCUGAUACAACCGCCAGACUCUGGUCUAUGUCAGAAGGUGCAGAUAUAAAGGUGUAUCAAGGACACCACAAAGCAACUGUUUGCUGUGCCUUGCAUGAUGGAGCUGAGGCUUCCCCAUCCUGAACCCAAGAAUUGAGUUUCUUAGAUCAAUUGUAUCAGCGGAUUUGCAUUUUAUGCUUGUAUAAAUUGUACAGUUACUUCUUGUUCGUUGUCACACUCCUAUUCAAUAUUGUGACCCCAACAAUGACCUGGUCUUGCUACAUUG